AUGGCAUCUUAUUCUUCAGAUGUUUACUUAAAUGAAACUCACCCUGUGGAUAGUUACCAAGCUCAUUUGAGGAGUCACAUGGCUUUUAUCUGUAACUUAAGCUGCUUCAGAUUCCCUCACGUUGACUUGGUGGUCCAGAGGACGCAGAACUACAUGCAAGAGCUCAUGGAGAACGCUGUGUUCACAUUUGAGCAGUUGCUCUCCGCACAUCUCCAAGGAGAGGCUUCCAAAACAGCAGUGGCCAUCGAGAAGGUUAAGCUCCAUGUCUUAAAGCAAUACGAUUAUGACAGCAGCACCAUCCAGAAGAAGAUCUUCCAGGAGGCAUUGAUUCAAAUCACACUACCCACUGUGCAUAAGGCCCUGGCGUCCACAUGCAAACCAGAGCUUCAGAAAUAUGAGCAGUUCAUCUUCACAGAUCAUACAAAUAUGAUCCACGUUGAGAACGUCUAUGAGGAGAUCCUGUAUCAGAUCCUCCUUGACGAAACCUUGAAAGUGAUAACGGAGGCAGCUGUCCUGAAGAAACACAACUUAUUUGAAGACAACAUGGCCGUGCCCAGUGAAAGUGAAUCCAGUCUGACAAAUCUUAAAUCCUCCAUGGAGUCAAACCAGGCCACCCCAGCCAGAAGAGCAUCUGCCAUUCUACGAGGGGCUCCAGACAGUGAGCCCCCAAGUAAUGAAGUAUUCCAGGAGGCAGAGGAUAAGCAGCAGCAGCCUGGGGUGUCUGCUCACUGGCCAGAGGGGAAGAAAUGGGCAGCUGAAAUGGACAGCUCUUCUGGGAGUCCUUUCACGGCAGAGAAUACAGAAGAACCCCCAAGCUCACACCUGUCGGAGGCAGAAGCCAGGGAGACGCUUAAAGAUGAGGAACCAAUCCGCGAGAGCCCAGAGUCUAGCAGCACUCCGGGAUCCUUGAAGGAGCUGAAAGAGCUGUUGACUGUGACAGUGUCUGUAGAGCCUGCCCAAGUGAUUGAAAACGAGGCAUGCAAGGGGACACCUAUUCCCCAAGAAAAUGAAAACAAGGAUGAAAACAAGAUCUACCCAGAAGACAUCCAUUCAGCUGCCACCCAGUAGGACAACUGCAAAGAAAGUGAAGUCAGCGAGAGGGAGGCCCAUCCUACCCCUUUGGAAGUCGAGGCUCCCGGAUUGGGGUUGGGGACCAUGCUGGAGGGUAGCGGUCCUACCUCUCAAUCCACCUUUGAAGACACCAGCUGUCUAGGCCCCGCAGGGAAGCCAUUAUGUCUCCAGAAGCCACUGAGAGGGUGCCCCCAGCGAUCAUGUCCAGCUGUGGUGGUCAUCCCUCAAGAAGAUGCCGUGUCAAAUUCUAAUCCCAUCUGUCCUGUGAAGAGCAAUGAGAUGCCCCAGGUUUCCGAGGCUCAGGAAGUGCUGGGAGGGGAUGAUAGCCCAGCCCCUGAUAUGGGUACAGAGCAAGUCACUGCUAUCCGUGUGCAUGAGUGCCGGUGGGUGGUAGAGGAUGCCCCAAACCCUGACAUCCUAGCUGUGCAGGAUUGUGAUGCGGGCUUUUCAGAGCAGACCUCAGAGGAGUGA
This is a messenger RNA of Psammomys obesus (fat sand rat), 1542 nucleotides long. RefSeq names its product protein Niban 1-like. NCBI's taxonomy places the organism in Eukaryota, Metazoa, Chordata, Mammalia, Rodentia, Muridae. The record is from RefSeq and is a predicted model, not a curated record.